AUGGCUACAUUUCCAGCACCAGUCAUCCGUUCCCAUCCCUUCAAGGAAGCCUUAAGUCCAAGUCGAGAACUGUUAGUUAUUGCCAAGAUGUGGCAAGGGUUGGGUGAAAGAGGACAUAUUUCUCUUACUAAUGAGAGGGUGGAAGACAGCUCUCCUCCAUUCAAGCUCACUGGCCCAGUUCAUCUUUGCCCCCAUCAACAGGGUCAGUUCCAGUGUGCUGCCCUGGGGAGGCACACCUUUAUACGUUCUGGGCGUGUAGGUGCAGGUGUGAGAACCUAUGUGUGUACUAGCAGGAUUCCCAUUCGUAGAAUCUUAAAUAAUGCAUCAACUGACACUACAUCUGUUCAGAUUCGAACCAUGUUAAGACAGAUAAUGACAGGUUUUAGUGAUGUGGCGAGAAUAGAUACACAGAAUGGAAGAGGGAGCUCUGGUGGUACCCGUUCUGGUUCUGGCUCCAGCUCCAGUCCUGGCUCCAGUUCCUAUGGUCAAAGUUCAGGAAGUAGGUCAGCCAUGUUUGAAGGCAGGAAUGAAGGAACCCGAAUUCUCGCACCAGGUGCCAGGAGAGUAGGCCAACAUAGGGCCCCAGUUAUCAUGGAUGAGAAUGUCUCUUCAUCAUUUAUUAGUCUGACUCGGGUUUUCUUCUUAAAUGAGAAUAACGACCAAUCUUCUGCGUCGAGAACUGCCACUCAAGGGGCAAGUUCUUCAGACACAAGUACCACUGGUGAAGAAGCUGCAAGAUCUGGUCAAAGACCUCCAACCAUCGUCCUUCAAGUCAGAAGAAUUCGUCUGAGAGAAUACCCACCGAGAGAUAGCAUAGCUAGCAGAACUCCGUCUUGGUCAAGGUCUCAGAUCCCAAACAACACAAUCUCUUAUAAUAGUGAACGUGGUUUUAGGUACACCUUUAUACGUUCUGGGCAUGUAGGUGCAGGUGUGAGAACCUAUGAGCGUACUAGCAGGAGUCCCAUUAGUAGAAUCUUAAAUAAUGGAUCAACUGACACUGCAUCUGUUCAGAUUCGAACCUUGUGGAGGCAGAUAAUGACAGGUUUUAGUGAGCUGGCAAGAAUACAAGCACAGAUUAGAAGAGGGAGCUCUGGUGGUAACAGUUCUGGUUCUGGCUCCAGCUCCAGUCCUGGCUCCAGUUCCAAUGGUCAAAGUUCAGGUAGUCGGUCAGCCAUGUUUGAAGGCAGGAAUGAAGGAACCCAAAUUCUCGCACCAGGUGCCAGGAGAGCGGGCCCACUUAGGGCCCCAGGUAUCAUUGAUGAGAAUGGCUCUUCGUCAUUUUUUAGUCUGCCUCGGGUUUUCUUCUUUAAUGAGAAUGGCGAACAACGUAGAGGACUCACAAAAGAACAGAUUGAUAAUUUGGCAAUCAGAAGUUUUGAUGAAAGUGAUGCAUUGAGGAGAUGUAGUGUUUGUAUUAGAGAAUAUACGGAAGGAGACAAACUUCGUAAGCUACCUUGCUCCCAUGAGUACCACGUCUACUGCAUCGACCGCUGGUUAUCGGAGAAUUCCACCUGUCCCAUUUGUCGCAUGGACGUCUUAUCUUCUGGGAACCGAGAAAGUGUUUUGUAA
This is a messenger RNA of Microtus ochrogaster (prairie vole), 1569 nucleotides long. Its product is annotated as E3 ubiquitin-protein ligase RLIM-like. The transcript has 4 exons. The record is from RefSeq and is a predicted model, not a curated record. NCBI's taxonomy places the organism in Eukaryota, Metazoa, Chordata, Mammalia, Rodentia, Cricetidae. Bases 1 to 1569 code for a protein of 522 amino acids.